Molecule: messenger RNA, 5179 nt
Organism: Pelodiscus sinensis (Chinese soft-shelled turtle)
Lineage: Eukaryota; Metazoa; Chordata; Testudines; Trionychidae
Source: RefSeq, a predicted model, not a curated record
AGCACUGCCCCUUUUGAGCAGGUAGGGGCGGAGAGCCCUGAAAAAGAAACUUUCCACUCAAGGCAAACACCAUGCUUUUGGCACUACUAUUACUAAUUUUCUGCAGUUUUCUACACUGCACAGGGCUUGAAGGGAGUUAUAUAUCCCAACAAUUUCUCCACAGGCAGAAAGAGCUACUGAAAAGAGGCAGCAAUGAAAAUGAUUGGCUUGACUUAAAUGACAAAAAUGAAGAGUCCUGGAGUGGACAAGAUGAGACUAUGCUGCGUUCAGACAAGGGCUCAUGUUCUACCUGGGGUGCAGGGCAUUUCUCUACCUUUGAUAAUUAUUUGUAUGACUUCUUUGGGACCUGCAACUACAUCAUGGCUACCGUAUGCAAUGAUGUUACCCCAGACUUCAACAUCCAGUUCCGCCGUGGGAUGAACAAAAAAAUUGAAAGAAUCAUCAUUGAGAUGGGAGCUGUCAUCGUCAUAGUUGAAAAAAGCAUCAUUGUAAUCAAAGGUGUUGGUGUCAUCAAAUUGCCAUAUACCAGCAAUGGACUCCAAAUUGCACCUUUUGGACGCACUGUCCGCCUGGUGACCAAGCUGAUGGAGAUGGAGCUGAUAGUCGUCUGGAACAACGACGACUAUCUCAUGGUUAUGGUUGAGAGAAAAUAUAUGAGGAAAACUUGUGGAAUGUGUGGUAAUUUUGACGGACAGGAACUAAAUGAGUUUGUGAGUGAAGGUAAAUUGUUGGAUGCACAACAAUUUGCUGCUUUACAAAAAAUGGAUGACCCAUCAGAGAUCUGCCCAUCUCAGGAGAUGGCAAUUCCCAACAUUCCUCGCCAAAAAUAUGCCCGGAUCUGCUCCCAGCUACUCAACCUUGUGUCUCCAGCUUGCAACGUGUCAAAGAAAGCAUUUGUCAUUCGUUGUCAGCUUGAUAUGCAGGACUGUAAUGAUCCAGGGCAAAGAAAUUGUACUUGUGCUACGCUAUCAGAGUACUCUAGACAAUGUAGCAUGUCCCAUCAAGCAGUCUCUGAUUGGAGGAGUACAGACUUUUGCUCUGUAGGAAAAUGUUCAGCUAACCAAAUCUACAAGGAGUGUGGUUCUUCCUGUGUUAAAACUUGCUCCAACCCAGAUUACAGCUGUUCCAGUUACUGUACAUAUGGUUGUUUCUGCCCAGAAGGCACUGUUCUUGACGACAUCUCAAAAAAUCGAACUUGUGUUUCCAUUAACCAGUGCCCAUGCACUCUGAAUGGGGAGAGAUAUGAUCCUGGUGCUACCAUGAAAGCAACAUGCAGAACCUGUAAGUGUAGAAUGGGCCAGUGGGAUUGCAAGGAUCUACCCUGCCCAGGAAGAUGUUCCCUGGAAGGAGGCUCCUUUGUCACCACAUUUGAUUCCAGGUCAUACCGAUUCCAUGGCGUUUGCACAUACAUCCUCAUGAAGAGUCCGAGCCUUCCACACAAUGGAACCCUGAUGGCUGUGUAUGAUAAAUCUGGUUAUUCUCAUUCUGAAACAUCAUUGAGUGCAAUAAUUUACCUCUCUACAAAGGACAAAAUUAUGAUUUCUCAAAAUGAGCUUCUCAUGGAUGAUGAACUCAAGCACCUACCUUUCAGCUCAGGUGACAUCACCAUUUUCAGACAGUCCUCCACCCACAUUCAAAUGUAUACAACCUUUGGGGUGGAGCUAAUAGCUCAACUGUGGCCAGUGUUCCAUGUCUAUAUAAAAGUUGGACUUCUCUUCAAAGGCAGAACCCUAGGGUUGUGUGGCAAUUACAAUGGGGACACUACAGACGACUUCAUGACCAGCAUGGAUAUUAUUGAAGGAACAGCAGCACUGUUUGUGGACUCUUGGAGAGCAGGGAACUGUCACCCCACAGCGGAUAGGGACACCGAUCCUUGCUCUAUGAGUCAAUUGAACAAAAUGUCUGCAGAGACCCAUUGCUCCAUUCUUACUAAGAAGGGCACAGUGUUUGAGAAAUGCCACUCUGUGGUGAAUCCUGCUCCUUUUUACAAGAGAUGCGUCUACCAAGCCUGUAACUAUGAGGAGACCUUUCCUUAUAUUUGCUCCACCCUGGGAUCUUAUGCAAGAGUGUGUGCUUCAAUGGGACUGAUCCUCAUAAACUGGAGGGAUGCUAUGGACAACUGCACCAUUUCCUGUACUGGCAAUCAGACAUUCAGCUACCACACUGAAGCCUGUGAUAGGACAUGCCUGUCACUUUCCAACCAAGCUUUGGAAUGUUAUCCUACUGACAUCCCUAUUGAUGGCUGCAACUGUCCCAAGGGUACCUACUUGAACCACAGAAGUGAAUGUGUUCGUAAAUCCAUGUGUCCCUGCUACCUAGAAGAUAAGAGGUUCAUUCUGCCUGACCAGUCAACCAUAAUUGGUGGUAUUACCUGCUACUGUGUUAAUGGAAACCUGAGUUGCACUGGCAGACCUCAAGACCCUGCAGAAAACUGCAAGCCUCCUAAAAAAUAUGUGUCAUGUUCACAGCGUUCAGAUAACAAAUAUGGAGCCGCCUGUUCCCCUACCUGUCAGAUGCUGGCCACUGGAAUUAAAUGUGUACCCACUAAGUGUGAAUCAGGCUGUAUCUGCGCUGAUGGGCUAUAUGAAAAUCUAGAUGGAAUGUGUGUACCACCAGAUAAGUGUCCUUGUGAAUAUGGGGGCAUCUCUUAUAAAAAAGGAGAAGAAAUCCACACCGAAUGCAAAAGCUGCACCUGCACAAGAGGAAAAUGGAAAUGUGUUCAGAAAUCUAGAUGCUCCUCAACGUGUACCCUCUAUGGCGAAGGACAUGUCACCACUUUUGAUGGACAGCGCUUUGUAUUUGAUGGCAACUGUGAAUACACCCUUGCUACGGAUGGCUGUGGUAUGAAUAGCUCUCAUUCCACCUUUAAAAUUGUGACUGAGAAUGUCAUCUGUGGUAAAUCAGGAGUCACCUGCUCCAGAUCCAUCAAGAUCCAACUUGGGAACAUGACAGUUAUACUGGCAGAUGAAACCUACUCUGUAUAUGGGGAAAAUCCUCUGACACAAUUCCACGUGAAAAAGAAUGCCCUUCACCUGAUGUUCGAUAUCAUUAUCCCAGGAAAAUACAACAUGACUCUUAUCUGGAACAAGCACAUGAAUGUUUUCAUCAAGAUCUUCAGAGAAGCACAGAAUCAUCUCUGUGGUUUGUGUGGGAAUUACAAUGGGAACAUGAAAGAUGACUUUGAAACCCGAAGCAAAUACGUGGCAGCAAAUGAACUGGAGUUUGUAAAUUCGUGGAAGGAAAAUCCUCUGUGUGGGGAUGUGUUAUUUAUAGUUGAUCCCUGUAGCAAGAACCCUUAUCGUAAAGCUUGGGCACAGAGGAAGUGUUCCAUCAUCAACAGCCAGGUGUUUGCUCCCUGUCACAGUAAGGUAUACCAGGCACAGUAUUAUGAAGCCUGUGUCCGAGAUUCCUGUGGGUGUGACACCGGAGGAGAUUGUGAAUGCAUGUGUGAUGCCAUUGCAGUGUACGCCAAGGCGUGCUUAGAUGUAGGUGUCUGCAUUGACUGGAGAACCCCAGACUUCUGUCCUGUCUAUUGUGACUUCUUCAACACACACCAAAAGGCAGGCAGUGAGGGCACCUACAGCUACAAUUACUGGAAUGAACAAAAUUGCACCUGGCAUUACCGACCCUGUAAUUGCCCAAACCAGAACUACAAAUAUGUCAACAUUGAAGGCUGUUACAACUGCUCACAUAAUGAAUACUUUGAUCAUGAGGAAGGACAGUGUAAAUCUUGCGUAACAAAGACUGUAGAAAGGACACCACCACCACGUAUCAGCAAAACAACUCCCACCACACCUGUCUCCACAACGUCCAGAACCACUGUGUCUACAGAGUCUAGCCCCCCCUCAGUAAAAAUCAAAUCAACAAGUACACCUCUGUCAACGACCAUACUUUCCACUAGUUCUACGGAAACAAUCACAACUGCCACAACGACCACUCCCACAACGCUCACGGUGACCGCUACCACCUCGUCCACCAGUUCAACGGAGAGCACGACAUCCAAGCCAACUCCUACCGUUUCUACUACCGUUACCACACCCACCACACCAACUACGCUCACAACCCUCACUCUGACCACCACCACCUUGCCUACUAGCACAACUGAAAUCACAACAAGGCCUACUGUUUCCACAACCUUUACUACAUCCACCUCACCCACCACACCCACAACCCACUCUCUCUCCACAUCUACCUUGCCCACUAGCUCAACAGAAACCACAACAUCCAAAUCAACUCCUACUAUUUCCACAAGCUUUACUACAUCCACGUCACCCACUACACCCACAACCCACUCUCUUACCACAUCUACCUUGCCCGCUAGUUCAACUGAGACCACAACACCCAAGCCAAUUCCUACCGUUUCCGUUACCAUUACAACACCCCCCACAACCGCCACACCAACUAUGUCCACAACCCACUCUCUCACCACAUCUACCUUGCCCACUAGCUCAACAGAAACCACAACAUCCAAAUCAACUCCUACUAUUUCCACAAGCUUUACUACAUCCACGUCACCCACUACACCCACAACCCACUCUCUUACCACAUCUACCUUGCCCGCUAGUUCAACUGAGACCACAACACCCAAGCCAAUUCCUUCUGAUUCCAUUACCAUUACCACAACCCCCACAACCGCCACACCAACUAUGUCCACAACCCACUCUCUCACCACAUCUACCUUGCCCACUAGCUCAACUGAGACCACAACAUCCAAGUCAACGCCUACUGUUUCCACUACCAUUACCACACCCACCACAACCACCACACCAACUACGCUCACAACCCUCACUCCGACAACAACAAAACCGACUACUACUUCAAUGGAAAGCUCCACCUCAGAGACCACCACUCCAAGCACCGUAAAAACCACGCUGACAACUGUUUCCUCCACUGCUACAUCAACUGAGACCACACCAACAGGUAAAUUGCAGUCGCUGCUUUCCUUCGGGUCUGUAGGCAACGACCGGUGUAACAGCUCUCUUUCAAUUGCUCCUACGCGACGUAGGCUUCUUUAUCCAAGAACGUCUACGCUGCUUGGCUUUGGCGCCAAGCCAUCGGAAGGCCACGGCAGCAUUUCUAUUCAUCGGCCUUUCUCUCUACUCCCAACCCACCCUUCAGCUCCCUCUGACAUUUCGGCGUUUCAAUCAAUUGCCAAAGUCCAUUUCUACAGUGCCUUAAA